AUGACGAGGGUGUCAGUAAAUUCCUGGUCCCCAUCCCGUUCACUCUUAGUUGGUAAUGCUCACCCAACACCCUACUUAAACUCGAACACCAAGGCUAUUCUCCUCCACUUCCAAUCCCACCACCAUGUCGCCGCCACCAACCGCCACCAUCUUCUACUCCUCUCCUUCACCACCACCACCAAUGCACACAACAUCACUCGCAUCCUCGCCAAAUACCCUCAAUUCUCCACCUUCAAUCACUACCUCACCGCCACUCACUUAGCUUCACAGAUCAACCGACGCCAAACCAUAACCGUUCUUGCCCUCGACAACACCGCCAUGUCGUCUCUCCUGUCCAGACAUUUCUCCCUCUACACCCUCAAGAACGUCCUCUCCCUCCACGUACUCGUCGACUACUUCGGUUCCAAGAAGCUCCACCGCAUUUCCAAAGGAACAACGUUGACCUCCACCAUGUUCCAGGCCACCGGCGCCGCUGAGGGCACUUCAGGGUACGUCAACAUUACUAAUCUUAAAGGCGGGAAAGUUGGAUUCGGCGCUGAAGACAACGACGGGAAACUCAAUGCUACUUACGUUAAAUCCGUUAAAGAGAUUCCUUAUAAUAUCUCCAUCAUACAAAUCAGUCACCCUUUGGAUUCAGCUGAAGCUGAAGCACCGACGGCCGCGCCGACCGAUCUUAAUAUAACCGAAAUAAUGAUGAAGCAAGGCUGUAAAGCGUUUGCGGAUUUGCUUAAAGCUACGGAUGCCGACGAAACAUUCAACCAAAAUCUCGACGCGGGUUUAACGGUGUUCUGCCCGACCGACCAGGUCGUCAAAGAUUUCAUGCCCAAAUACAAGAAUCUGACGGCAGCGAAGAAAAAGUCUCUGCUGUUGUACCAUGGCCUUCCGGUGUACAUGAACAUGCAAAUGCUGAAAACCAACACCGGGAUCAUGAACACGCUGGCGACAGACGGAGCGAACAAGUUUGAUUUCACAGUGGACAAAAACGACGAGGUGGUGAUGUUGGACACCACUGUUGUGACCGCCAAGAUCACGGGGAUUGUGAAAGAUGAAGAACCAUUGAUAGUGUACAAAAUCAGUAAGGUAUUGUUGCCUAAGGAGAUGUUUAAACCGGUGGAAUCAGCAAAUGCACCGGAUGCAGACGCACCUGUAGACAGCGAGCCGGCAGAUGACCAGACUCUAGAUGAUAACAAUGGGGUUCAAAGAUUGGGGAGCAAGAGAUUGGUUAUGGUGGUGUUGAGCUUGUGCAUUAGGAUGGUGUUCAUGUAAAUAUCAUGAUACCACAAAUAUUGGUGUUGAUGUGAAUAUGACGAUACCACAAAUAUUGAUUCAACACAAUGUUUUCUUCUUCUUUGUUUUGGUUGGAUAGAUAAUAUGCAUGUGAUGCACUUUGUUUGAGCUGUAAAUGAUUUUUUAUGUAAUUGAAAAAUAAAUGGCCCAUGCUGAGCUGUAAAUGC
Messenger RNA from Hibiscus syriacus, 1454 nucleotides. Its product is annotated as fasciclin-like arabinogalactan protein 2. NCBI's taxonomy places the organism in Eukaryota, Viridiplantae, Streptophyta, Magnoliopsida, Malvales, Malvaceae. The transcript has 3 exons. Gene Ontology annotation, cellular component: plasma membrane. Bases 1 to 1266 code for a protein of 421 amino acids. The record is from RefSeq and is a predicted model, not a curated record.